UCUACUUCUUAAUUUCUGUGAGCGAGAAUCAAUAACAAAUUAAUUUUUGACGUUUUAAGGUUGGUGUUACGAAAAUUUUUAAAUGUCAUUCGAUUGAAAGAUGUCUGACAGAUAAUAAACAGGCGUUAUUGUUACAAUUAAUUUAUCUAAUGGAUUUGAAACAUAAUCGCAGACAAAUGUGUCCAGUUCAAUGGCUAUAUUUGAGCAGCAAACUGUCAAGAAGGUUUUAUUAGAUGAUACUGAGCCGUUAACAUGUGUUAUUGAAAAUUGGAGGAACGUCAAUGGACACACUGAGUUUGUUUUAAGGGUACAUAGGGGCCCAUUUUCAGAUAAAACGUGGCGAGUUAGUAAGAGGUACAAUGACUUCUAUAAAUUACAUUCCUACUUGCAAACCUCGGGAAUUCCCCUGGAUUUUCCUCCAAAAAAACUUAUUGGUAACAUGGAACCACAUUUUAUUAGUGAAAGACAACAGGGCCUGCAGAAAUAUCUAAAUAAGAUCCUCAUGAAUCCCAUACUGGUGUCUUCACUUCCUGCUCGAUCAUUCGUGGAUCCUGCAAAUUAUUGUCAACCCUUUGGAGAAUUGGCACUACAGCAUGUUUCAUUAGCAUUAAGAGGAGAAGUUGGCUGGGAGGUCGCAGGACCUCUGGCUGAGGUAGGAUGGAGAUUGAGAAAGCACUAUUAUCAAGUUCGCCAAAAAACAAUGCCAAAAGUGGAAUUUCUUGGUGGCUGGACUGAUUAUGGCCCAGAUAAAUAUCUUGAUGAUAAAGAUAUGCAGGCAGUCUUUAAAAGUCUAAAUCAAAUUCAGCACCCUUACAUACAUUCCAUUGAUCUGUGUUUGUGUACAGACAUUGGUGGCCUUGUAGUUCGAAAAAGUAAUAAAAAUGGCACAGUUCGCGACAUGUUGUGUAAUAGUAAACCACAACAAUCAUUCCUGAAAAAAUACGGUAAUCCCAAAGGUCACAAACCAUUGAACCUUAACCAGGUGGCGCUAUAUGGAAGGCAAAUACUUGAGGCACUAAAAUUCCUACAAGAAAAAGGCUUCCCUUAUGGUCACCUACACACGGGUAACAUAGUUAUAGAAAAUGACCGUGUAAAAUUGCUGGAUAUCGAGAAUGGUGUUCUUGGGGUGCCAUCCUUCUAUCGUCCGUACUUUAUGCAGCACCGCAAAAUCAGCACACUAGAAGCUAUCGACGUUUACUGUUUUGGUCAUACUAUCUAUGAAAUGGCAUUCGGCUCGCCAUUGCAUGAAAGUGUAGUAGACACAAUUCCGGACAUUGCUUCAGAUGAUUUACGGCGCGUUUUGGAGUCAAUAUUAUCUGCAGAUGCAUGCAAAGCAGGACUUCCUACAAUUGACGGUCUGUUAAACAAUCCCUUCUUCCAUGUAGUGGGAGAGAAACUACCGCCGGGAGAAAAGUACCAUUUUAAGAUUCCCAGCGGUGCAAAGGAACGUUUAAAGGUCGCUACAAAACAUAUGGAGGACAGACUUACAGAAGAACAGAAAAUGGUGCGUAGCCAGAAACGGUUGGUUAAAGUCCAGGAGAUGAUGAGCUCAGAAGAGGAGAAGAAGAAACAGAGAAAUAAGCUUAAACAUGAACGGUAUUUAGCCAAAGAAAGACAGAAGAGUAUUAAGGAGCAUAGGCAGGAUUCACUUUGUGAAAAGACCAAUGGAACUAAUGGAGGAGAUAGAUCUGACAGUGUGAACAGCAGUGCCACAGCUUCUGUUGGCACAUCCACACCUCCUUCUGGUGCGAGUAUGCCUUCACCUCCUCCACCUCCUCCACCACCCCUUGAUGCGCCCACUGCGAACGGACACGCCCCCGGAAUUAAUCCUUUGCAGACUAAUCAGGGAGAGGAACGUUCUGCUCUGCUGGGAGCCAUUUGUAACUUUAAUAAAUCCUCACUGCGUAAGACCAAAGUACCAAAUUGAGAACCAACUGUAGCCCCUGUAGAUAAAAAUUAUUACUCUGAUUUUCGUUAUAGAUAUAGCCGGAGCUUUAUGAGCAUACGACAAUUUGGCAAGUCGAUGAGGACUCCAUCAUAUGUCAGUCAUAUGAUUAGAAACAAUAUAGUACCGAUUUCUUAUGAUUCAUUUUUCUUUGUUACAGUUUCGAUAUUAAUAGCAUUUUAUUGUCGACAAUUUUUAAUUUUAUCAUAAAAUGCAAAUUUUUUACAAUGUUUAAUUACACCAAAUGUUGCCCAAUAUUGUUUUGAUUGUAAAAAAAAUUAUAACGUUGACAUUUAAUGUAACAUAAAAAAGACUGUUGAAAAGACUCAUUGACGUUAAGGUAUUUUAGGAAAUUGUUACUUGUUUUUGUAAAAUAAUUUUAGUUACUUCUAGGAGGCUACUCCUAUUCUUUGUAUUUUGAAGUUUUUUAUAUACUACACCAAAAUUGAAAGCAAAUUAUUGUUAUUAUAUUAUUUUUAAUUGUGUGACUGAUUUAAUCAGUGAGAUUAAAAUUUAAAUAAUAAUUUUAAAUGUGAAUAAAUCUACUUUUCAAAGAAAUUGCAAUAGUUAAACUAUAAGCAUUCUUUUCAUGAAAUUACUACUAUUAUUAUGUUCUCAUAAACUUGUAUAAAUUUUCAUGGAAGGUUUUUUAAUGUAAUGUGGAAUGUUAAAGUCUUAACUAGAACUUGUAUAGGUUAAUGGCUAUGAUUGUGUGAAUGUCAAUAUAUUCAGGUUACAUAAAAGUGAGUUGUGGUCAAUAGUCAAAGAUGUACACCCCGCUCCAAAUUUAUAUAAAAUGUGUUACCAUGAGUGUAUUAGUUAAAUUUAAUGUUCUAAAAAUAUAAUUUAUCAAUUUCUGUCUAUAAAUGUUCACUGGCUUCUAAUUAGCGUAAUUUUACCCUUUUGUAUGAAAAGCUUCCUUUAUAAAAUAAAGAGUGUGAUUUAGAUAUAAAAUAUGAUACACUAUAUGUUGCACAUGUGAUACAUUGCACUAUGACAAAACCUGUGGGUCCAUUUUAAAUGUAUGAAAUAUAUAUAUUCAUAAUUAUUCAUGUUUAAUGCCAAUUGAUUGUAAACAAAUAAUUAAUAUUAUCUUAAAAGGAUCUGUAUAUUUUUAUUUGAAGUGUUUAAUUACCAAAAACUGAUUUUAUCUUUAAAAUGCGUGAAAAAUUGAUUACAAAAGGUAGUAUUGUGUGUCACUAUUUUAAUUGAAAAACUCUAUAAGAUGUAAUCUCUAUUUUAAUAUUUGUACUCAAACACCAUUUAGACACAAUACAAGAUGUAAUUAAACUCAAAUAUUCUUAUUUAUUCAAUUGAAUUUACAGGGUUUACCUAGGUACAUAUUUGCGCAGAUUUUUUAUGUAUGUAGAUGUUUCACAAGUUAUUCAGUUUAUUAAGUUUGUAUAAUUUGUGAUAAUUGUGAUCAUUUUAAAAGUAUUAUUCAUUGACAUGUUAAUGGUUUAUUUUUAUGUACAAGAAGCUUUUAGAUUUUAUCCCCUUUAUUUUUCAAUCGACUGUGCCAAUCCAUUAGGUUUUGCUUGUAUAUAACAUAUUAUGCCAAAAUGUUAAAAUUGUUUAUUGUAAUAUUAUAACUAGUCAGUUUUAUUUGAUUUUAAGUGUGAAUAUUCUCUGUAUAAAUUAAUUAUAAGCAAAAUAUUGAAAUAAAAAUUUAUUUAGUAUUGGUGUAUAUUUAUUUUAGUAAUGUAAAAAUGUAAUUUAUAAAACUAAUGAAACGAGCUGUAGUUAUAAAAAAUGUAGUAAGAUCCACUAAUCUGUGAAAUGAAUUAUGAAAUAAACAUUAAUACAUUAUUUUUUUUCAAGUAUUUAUUAAAAUAUGUUAAUGCUCUUACAAUCACAAUAAAUUAAUUGCAACAAGUGUGAUUUACAAUGCUAAUAAAAUACCACAUUUAUUUGUAAAACGUGCGAUGAAAAUACUUUUGUAUUAUCUAUAAAAAUAUGUUAUAAAUAUAAUGCUUUAAUAUUUUGAGAUACAGCCAUUUGCGUUAACAGUAAACAUUGUACGAGAUACUAUUAUUAGAAAAAUGAGACAUCUAAACAUUAUAAUAUAACAAUAAUUUAUGCUUACACGAUCCCACAUAAGAUUACAGUUAAAUUUGACAUAAAUGUAUGUGAUUCUUUCGAAAUGGGAAAAUAUAUAGAUAACAAAAAGUGUUUAAAGAAUCUAUUAAUGAUAAUUGCAUGUUACAAUUCAGUAAAGUUUUCAGUAAUAUUUGGUUUUUAUGGUAAGUAUUUAUUAGGAAACAAGUAUUACUCGAUAAUUUCUAAUUUUCUAAGUUGUUGAAUAUUUAUGUACGUUACUAACUGCGAUACGACAGUAUUUUAUAAAAGGGAUUAUUAAAAAAUUUACGAAUACAAGUGUUCAAUUUAAAUUUUAUUUUAAAAAUUGUUAUACAACUGAAUCAAUUUUAGUGCACCAUGUUUUUCAAUUUCUUCAUGUAUGGAAUGAAGCUCGGAUAAAAGUACUGUCAGUGAUUCAUUUUAUUAAUAAAAUUGUUAAAACAAAUAAGUUUCUUUAGACCAUUUAUUAAAAAAUUUACUUACCAAAUUGCAAUGAAUGCACUUGAGCACUAGCACAUUAAACCCAGAGAUCCCAAUUCGACAACAUGUAUUACAAUAAUAUUAAUAAGAUAAAAAAUGUAGAGUUUAAAUUAUAAUAUCACAUUUAUUCGAUUAAAUUAUAUAAAUAUAAUAAAAAUCAACUAAAUCGUAAAUAUUUUCAAUAUAAAAGAUUUCUAGUAGAAAACGCAAGUAACUUUAUAAAUUACAAUUCUGUAUAAAGCGUCCACUUGGUCACUAUUUAUAUUUAAAAUAAAAAAUAUUGCUCCUUAUCUCCCAAGCAAGACAAGACUUUUCUGCAUAUUGACUGAAUUUUUGAAUAAUAGUAUUAAUUACGGAUCAGAAAUAGUAAACCUAAACAGCUCAUGCGCUUUACAAUGAAUGUUACACAGGUUCUGGAAGUUCAUAAAAAUAUGCUAUUUUAAUGGUUUUAUAUAAACGUAUGAUACAGUACAUCUUUAAUAUUAAGGCAACCAGAGUAUUUUUCAUAUUUACAAUUACAGUAAUUUUACUUCAUAAAAAAUAUACAAUGGUUACACUUGAUUAUUUUUCCUAUUGUUUGAUUAUUCAUUCUAUAACAAAUAAUGAUUUUAAAAUUGAAUCAUCCAUAAUUUGUCCUUCAUCACUUAUUAUUCAUUGAGAGAGUUAAUUUUUAUUAUAUAACUCUUACGUUUUAUCCUAUUUAUUUAUUGUUCAAUAGAAUGUGCCAAAUUUUGGUUGGAAUAUAUGUCAAAAUGUUAAAAUAGUUUAUUGUAAUAUUACAACUGUUUUAUUUGUCUUUAACUACGAAUAUUCUAUAUAAUUAUAAGCAAAAUAUUGAAAUUAAGAUUUAUUUAAUAUUUGAAGUAUGUUUAUUUUAUUUAAAUGUGAAAAUAAUUUGUAACUUUUAUAAAUGUGACUACAAAACGAAUAAAACAUACAUUGACUUGUUUUCGUUACAGCAAUCGGUCGGCUGGCACCGACUACUGUCCUUUGCACCACGGCCAUUGUUUCACACUGAGAAGUAAAUUGACGGUAAACCGUUGACUUUUCUUUAAAAUUUUGUAUUUUAAUAUUAACUUUUUUCUAUGAAUUGUGUUAAUUUGAUAUUGUGAAUUUAAACUU
This is a messenger RNA of Aethina tumida (small hive beetle), 5626 nucleotides long. RefSeq names its product PX domain-containing protein kinase-like protein. Gene Ontology annotation, cellular component: extrinsic component of endosome membrane; early endosome; late endosome. Gene Ontology annotation, molecular function: protein kinase activity; actin binding; phosphatidylinositol binding. The record is from RefSeq and is a predicted model, not a curated record. Gene Ontology annotation, biological process: endosome to lysosome transport; protein targeting to lysosome; early endosome to late endosome transport. The transcript is spliced from 8 exons. NCBI's taxonomy places the organism in Eukaryota, Metazoa, Arthropoda, Insecta, Coleoptera, Nitidulidae. Bases 191 to 1927 code for a protein of 578 amino acids.